This is a messenger RNA of Rotaria sp. Silwood1, 987 nucleotides long. NCBI's taxonomy places the organism in Eukaryota, Metazoa, Rotifera, Eurotatoria, Philodinida, Philodinidae. The record is from the annotation of a GenBank genome assembly.
AUGAAUUAUGAACGAGAAGACCAUACAGCAUGCGUAUUAAUAGAUGAAAAAGUGCUAGUUGCCGGUGGACGGAAUGAUGCUGGUUCUCUGAAUACUGUUGAGCUGUAUGAUCCAUCAACAGGAUUUUGGACAAUGACUGGUAGCAUGAAUAUUGCACGAGCAGAACACGCAGCCUCCAUGUUAACAAAUGGAAAGGUGUUAGUUACUGGUGGAGAAAAUGAUAUUGGUGAUAUUCUAAAUAGUACUGAGCUAUAUGAUCCAUCAACAGCAACUUGGACAAUGACUAGUAGUAUGAAUACUGCACGAAAAGAACACACAGCCUCCGUAUUAACAAAUGGAAAGAUAUUAGUUACUGGCGGAUAUAAUGGUACAGAUUAUAUAAAGAGUGUUGAGUUGUACGAUCCAUUAACAGACACUUGGACAUAUACUAGUGAUAUGAAUUAUCAACGAGCAGGGUAUAUCCAAUCUGUCUUAACCAAUGGAAAAGUAUUAGUCGCUGGUGGAUUAGAUGAUACGCAUCUAAAUAGUGCUGAGUUGUAUAAUCCAUUAACACAAACUUGGACAAUUACAAACAACAUGACUCAUGCUCGAUGGACUCCUACAGCAUCUGUAUUAACAAAUGAAAAAGUGUUAGUUGCUGGUGGACUAACUGAUGAUUAUGUCUAUAAUGCAGAGUUGUAUGAUCCAUCAACAGAAACGUGGACAACUACUGGUAGCAUGAAUAUUAGUCGAGAAGAUCACACAGCAUCCAUAUUAACAAAUGGGGAUGUAUUAGUUGCUGGUGGAUUUAGUGGUGGUUAUCUAACUGCUAGUGCUGAGUUGUAUCAUCCAUCAACAGAAACUUGGAUAACUGCGGGUGAGAUGAAUAUUGGACGAUUUGGUCACACAGCAACCGUAUUAAUAAAUGGAAAGGUGCUAGUUGCUGGUGGAAGUAAUGGUGGAAUUUUGAAUAGUACAGAACUAUAUGAAUCAUUUCAAAUAAACUAA